Fukomys damarensis (Damara mole-rat) is the source of this 1680-nucleotide messenger RNA. RefSeq names its product insulin like growth factor binding protein 1 (gene Igfbp1). Bases 207 to 1025 code for a protein of 272 amino acids. The record is from RefSeq and is a predicted model, not a curated record. Gene Ontology annotation, molecular function: insulin-like growth factor I binding; insulin-like growth factor II binding. The transcript has 4 exons. Gene Ontology annotation, biological process: regulation of insulin-like growth factor receptor signaling pathway. Gene Ontology annotation, cellular component: extracellular region. NCBI's taxonomy places the organism in Eukaryota, Metazoa, Chordata, Mammalia, Rodentia, Bathyergidae.
AACUGUGGGUCCCUGGAGCAUGGGCUUCAUAAGGAGCUGGCUGCACCCCAGAGGCAUUGUGUGCAGCCUCCAAGCCGAACAGCCAGCAUCAGACACCGAGCUGAGCUCCUGUCUGCGAGCAGCCACCUCCGUGCCUUUGCCUCCUGUGCCCAGCACUGACUCCUGUCCAGCGAGUGCCGUCCACUGCCUGCCACCCUCGCCCUGCAAUGCCCAAAGCCCCAGCUGCUGGCCCUGGGUCGCUCCUGCUCCUGCUGGCUGCCCAGGUUGCCAUGGUAGCCAGCGCACCCCAGCCGUGGCACUGCGCCCCCUGCUCUGCUGAGCGCCUGGCGCUCUGCCCACCAGUGCCCGCCUCUUGCCCAGAGAUCUCCCGGCCCACAGGCUGUGGCUGCUGCCCAUCAUGUGCCCUGCCACUUGGCACCUCCUGUGGUGUAGCCACUGCACGCUGUGCCCAGGGACUCAGCUGCCGUGCACUGCCUGGGGAGCCCCGGCCCCUGCACGCCCUCACCCGUGGCCAGGGCACUUGUGUGCCAGAGCCCGAUGAACCUGCUGUGGAGGCUGUGUCCAGCGCCGAGGGUGAAGAGGCCAAGGCCCCCCUUGUCCCUAAGCACGAGGGCCCUGAGAGCGGGGAGAUGACAGAGAAACAGCUGCUGGAGAAUUUCCACUUGCUGGCCCCCUCCAGAGAGGACCUGCCUAUCCUCUGGAACGCCAUCAGCACUUACAACAGUAUGCGGGCCCGCGACACCACAGACAUCAAGAAAUGGAAGGAGCCGUGCCAGAGAGAACUCUUCAGAGUGCUGGAGCAGCUAGCCCAUGCUCAACAGAAGGCAGAGGAAGAAAUCUACAAAUUUUACCUGCCAAACUGCAACAAGAAUGGAUUCUAUCACAGCAAACAGUGCGAGACCUCCCUGGACGGAGAAGCAGGGCUGUGCUGGUGCGUCUACCCCUGGAGUGGGAAGAAGAUCCCUGGGUCUCUGGAGACCAGAGGAGACCCCGACUGCCAGCAGUAUUUUAAUUUACAAAACUGAAAACAGAUGCACUGCGUGUUCUUUCACAUGAACUAUUUAAGUACAUAGUGUAUUUUUUAUUUUUUUGGUACUGGGGAUCGAACUCACGACCUUGCACUUGUGAGGCAGGUGGCAGAACAACUGAGCUACAUCCCUGGCCUACCUAGUGUAUUUAUACUGUAGAACACACACAUUUUUAUAUAUGUGCAUAUGUAUAUAUACAGGAACUAGUUUUUAUACUGCACACUUGAUAUAUAAAGCUGGUUUAUAUUUAUUCACUAUAAGUUUAUUUUUUCUACACAGUAACUUGUGCUAUAGUAAUUUAUACAUCACAGAACACUUCUUAUCACCUUAUGUGUAAUAACUUGUAUUUUUGCUUUUCAAAAGUUCUUAUGUUUUCUGAGAGUACGGAUUGAUACUGCCCAGAAAAUACACAAGCAAAUGUAAGGCAGUGAUCUUUCAAGAACUUUGAAGGGGAGAUGAAUCUGUAUUUAGGAAUGAUUUACUGGGGAGAUCCAGCAGACACAGGUCUGCCAAAAAUUGGCCCCCCUGCAAGUUAAGAAGUUAAAAUGUUGCUAAUAUAAUCAGUUCUAUAAGCUAUGUAAAUUGUGGUAUGAGAUACAUUGUUAAACACCGUGCACUGGAAACAUUUGGAAUAAACCUGCAAGGUGGUUGC